Molecule: messenger RNA, 1537 nt
Organism: Diprion similis
Lineage: Eukaryota; Metazoa; Arthropoda; Insecta; Hymenoptera; Diprionidae
Exons: 3
Coding region: 35-1372 (445 amino acids)
Source: RefSeq, a predicted model, not a curated record
UCGUCCAACUGGACACAGUAGAAUCAAUUCAACCAUGGCGAAGUGCGUUUCGAUCGCGGUUUUGAGUGCCAUGAUCUUCUGUUUCGCCGGGACAUCGGCAGAUGACCGGAUAUUCUUCAACGCGGAGGACGAACGCCGGUGGAACACGCCGCCAGAACUCAUACCAGAAUCAGUUGGGAAAUCUAAAGUGGCAACGGCAGAUCCUCAGGGCAGAUUCCUGCCGUUUUCUGCCUCAUUUUCCCUCAGUGCAGGCGAGAAUAAUGCUCACUCACUAAACGUCGGGGCGAAUAAUGGAGGAGUCAGUCUGUCGCAAAGUGCAAGUCAGGCUGACAGCUUUGGCUCUUUUGCCGGUAAAGGACCCGGGUUAUCAGCGAGUCAAUCUUCGUCCUUCUCCGCGGGUCUAACGGGUAUCUCAGCGUCAGACUCAAACGCGUUCAACCUGAACCACCCGAUCUUCGGAGGGACUUCGCAGGCCAACAGCAAUUCGUUCAGCCUGGGCGAGGCGACUGCAACAUCGCACGGCGGCGCGAACAACGGACACGCAACAUCCGGUGCGCAGUCCAGCGUGGGCGGCGUGUCUUCAGGAGCGACUUCCGGCGCCGGCGGCGGGCACUCUUCGGCCGGCGGCGAGGCUUCGGCCUUCGAAUACCAAGGUCACCGUCAGGGUCGCCCGAUUUGGACAAACUUUGGACCAAACACGGAACCGAACCGGAACAACGGCUGCAGGGGCUACCGUCACAGGGGCAACUUCCGGUCCGGAAACUACUUUAACCCGAGCAGCGGCUGCGGAAGCGGCAACAGUGUCGACGGUGCGAAUCGCCAACCCUCCACACAAAUCUCAGCCGCCUCGGCAAGCUCCGGCGCUUCCUCAACCGGAAAUGGAUUCUCCUUUGGCCAGUCCGUCUCGCAGAGCAAUUCGGGGCCCAACGGACCCUCCGCUUCGACUAGCCACAAGGUUCAGACGUCCGGAAACGCUCAGGGCUUCUCUCAGGGCUCCGCCGCCGCGGUGGGUCAGACGAACGGACAAACCGAAGCCAGCUUCGGCUCUGGGACCCUCGUCGGGAGCUCCCAGGGGACCGGAAACUCCUUCGGGAGCACCGUUUCAGUCAAUAGAGGGCAGCACUCGGUGGGUCAGGUCGACUCGCACACUCACGGAGACGGAACGGUUCAGGGCACUGCCAAUGCUGGCUCCGUCAGCUUCGUCAGGUUUCCGGAGGACUCUGACCAGAAUAUCCCCCGCGAGUUUGUCAGGAGUCGGCCCACUUCUCGAUCGGAAGAUCACCGCAGACGCAAGGCCAACAGAAGCAGACAUCCGGUUGAUACCAUCAUCACAGAGAUUACAGACUCCGUUGCGGACCUCUUUGAUAUUUGAUCGAAGUAAUUAAGGCGCGAUUAAUGAGCCGUGGUGACUUCGUUUUAUCUAGUUACUGCAAAUAAUUUUUCAUGAAAAAGAGUUUGAACGGUUUUACACAAUUUCACGUAGGCACGUACGAUUAGGUUCUUAAGAAUGUUAUGUUAUUAAUGGGUCUAAUAAAAU